This is a messenger RNA of Acanthopagrus latus (yellowfin seabream), 5123 nucleotides long. It is a transcript of the gene il17rd, whose product is annotated as interleukin 17 receptor D. The transcript has 16 exons. NCBI's taxonomy places the organism in Eukaryota, Metazoa, Chordata, Actinopteri, Spariformes, Sparidae. Gene Ontology annotation, molecular function: interleukin-17 receptor activity. The record is from RefSeq and is a predicted model, not a curated record. The coding region runs from base 220 to 2724 and encodes 834 amino acids.
UCCUGUCUUAUGGGGUCCAUACCUCCUCCUCUUCAGACCCUUUGAAGAAGUGGAGACCAGACCUCCACAUGGUCCCCACAAGGGCAGUAAACACACACACACACACACACACACACACACACACACACACACACACACACACACACACACACACCUCCUCUCCUCUGCUCUCCUGUCCUGUCCUCUCUCCUCUCAGAGCUGCUCAGACUUGAGGGAGGAAUGGCGGCCCCUCGGAGUUUCUUCAUCUCCCUCUCCGCGUUAUUCCUGCUCUUAUAUUUCUCCUGUGGAUCUACGACCUCCGGCAACAAGCGAGCAAACCAGGAGCGAUGCGGCUUCAAGGUGCAGUCUGGUACAGAUGGAGGUCGCAGGUUGCCCGUCACCUUCAGAGCCGACAACUGUUCUUUAAACUACCCGUUGGGAAAACAUGUGAUCCAUGAGGUCGUCAACGUCUCCUUCAGCCAUCUGGCCUGUGAGGAUCAGGCUGCCGUGGUCGUCCACUGGUCUGCCAGUCCACUAGGUAUCGAACACAUUAAAGGCUUCAGAGUUUAUCUGGAGGACAAGAAUCCAGAAGGGAAACAGUGUCAACACCUCAUCCUCAAAGACCCUCGACAGCUCAACUUCUCCUACAAGCACACGAAGCUGAGCAGUCAGCCGUUCAGCGGUUUGACCUUUGACACCGACUACAUGGUUCGAGUUGUUCCGUUCCCGACUCUGAUGAACGAGAGCUUCUUCCCUCCAUCCUUCCUCAGGACCAACUCAUGUGAAGUCCUCCUGGGAUCAGACAACCUGGUCUGCAAACCAUUCUGGAAGCCGAAGACCCUGAACGUCUCUCAGCUGGGCUCGAACCUCCACGUGGCGUUCGAUCAGGCUCCGUCCUCCUUCGGCUUCCACUUCUACUACCUGUACUACAAACUACGACAGGACGGACCCUUCAAGCUGCAGCGCUGCAAACCAGACUUGAACCAGGCCAGACUUACGUGCAUCCUGCAAGACGUCACUCCAGGGACCUACACUAUAGAGUUGAGAGACGACAGUAACACGACGAGGAGGCAGACUCAGUAUCAUGUCAGCCAGGUCCACUCCCCCUGGGCCGGGCCGAUCCGUGCCAUGGCCAUCACAGUGCCGCUGGUCAUCAUGUCGGCCUUCGCCACACUUUUUACUGUCAUGUGCCGCAAGAAACAGCAAGAAAACAUCUACAGCCAGCUGGACGAGGAGAGCAGUGAGUCGUCCAAUCACAGUGCCGCGUUGAACGCGGAGCGGCCGUGGCCCCGCCCCAAAGUGUUCAUCUGUUACUCCAACAGAGACUGUCCUAAACACACCACCGUCAUCCAGAGCUUCGCCUACUUCCUGCAGGACUUCUGCAACUGUGAGGUUGUGUUGGACCUGUGGGAACACCUGGAGAUGUGCAAAGAGGGUCAGAUGUCGUGGCUCAGCAGACAGCUGGACGAAGCCAACUUCAUCAUCACCGUCUGCUCUAAAGGCCUUCGCUACUACUCGGAGAAGAAGAGCCGCAAAGGGAAAACGCCAGUCAGUCGCCGUAGUAACAGCGGCAGCAGCAGCAGCAGCUCCUCUCCGAUUGGUGGAUCAGGUAAUGACCUGUUCAUCGUGGGCGUGGCCAUGAUCGCAGAGAAGCUGAGGCUGGCCAAGCAGAGUGAGGGGGGCGGAGCUCAGGAGCUGAACCGCUACAUGUCUGUUUACUUCGACUACUCGACAGAAAACGACAUCCCCACCAUAUUAAGUCUGGCUCCCAGGUUUAAGUUGAUGGACCAGCUGCCUCAGCUCUUCAGUCGCCUCCACUCCAGUCAGUCCAGUUUAGCCGAUCGCGAGUCGCAGCCGCUCAACGUCUCCAGGAGGAAUUACUUCAGGAGUAAAUCGGGACGCUCGCUCUAUGUUUCCAUCUGUAACAUGCACCAGCACAUCAGCCAGAAUCCUGACUGGUUUGAGAAGCAGCUGGCUCCUUCAGGAGCGUCCUCAACCUCCUCCUCCAAACAUCCUGCUCUCCCUGCCGAUGCGGCUCCGAACCCUCCUCCAAAGCCUCACUGCUCCUCCUCGUGUCAGCCCGAGCAGAGGUUUGACUCCGGCUUGGUGCUGAACGAGGUGAUGGUGAAAACGCCGUCGCUGGAGGGCAGAAAGGGAGCGCCAAGGAGGAACAUGCUCCUGCUGGCUCCUGGCUCCAGUCCCAGCCUUAAUCAAGGCCCCAGCCACAGCCCUAGUCCAAGUCCGAGUCCUGGUCCCUGCCCCAGUCCUGGUCUCUGUCCCAGUCCAGGUCUGCCACAUUGCUCUCUGUCCAUGCUGGGACCCAAUUCAAGGUCCACUUCUGGAAUAUCUGGACUGUUACCAGGAGAAUCAUCAGCCUCCGCCUCCACCUCCUCUUCCUCUUCAGCUCCCUCCAUCCUCCAGGAGGUGGUGGCCGCCAUCCCCACCCCGACAGAAGAAGGCGGCCCCUCCCCUCCUGAGCUCCCUCCUCCUCGUGAUUCUGGCAUUUAUGACUCGUCUGUCCCAUCCUCAGAGCUUUCUAUUCCCCUGAUGGAGGGACUGUCACAUGACCAGGCUGACUCCUCCUCCCUGGCUGAGAGCGAAUCCUCUUCUUCUGGGCUGGGUGACGAGGAGCCUCCUGCAGUCACGUCGCUCCACUGCAGCGCUGCCACAGUUUGUAAAGCUGAGCUGCACCACAGUCACCACCUGGAGCACAGCGAGGGACUCGCACCUGUGGCCUCAUCGUAGGGGAACGCCUCCGGCCGAUCAAAAGAGGACCAAAAGUGUCAUAUAUUCAAGGCCAAAAAUGUGUUGGUGUUGGACCUGAACCCUUUCUUGACAGUGCCGUCAUCCCAUCGCCACGGAAACAAAACUGGAACUAAUCAAAAGUGCACCACAGUGUUUCACCAGUGGAAAUCAUGGAGCUGUAAAUUGCUGGUUUUGGUACGAUGGUAACCACAGAGUUCUAGUAGACAAGUUACUGGUGGUAACUAUGGUAACGGCUGUGUCUAGAACCAUAGACUGUGUGAUAAGUAGUGGACGGAACCACCGUGAUGUAAUCCAUUGGUUCGUAAACUUGGUCUGAAGACCCCAAGUUUGGAAUCAUUUUUGACGCCAUUUUUGUUUAUUGGAGGCAGGAAGGGUUGAAGGUCCACAUGUGAUCUGAGCUGAGGAAGAGCUGAAAGAUUGAGACCAUAAACAUAUUUGGAAUCUGUUAACUGAGGUAAUAAACCCACCUGAGAAAGUAGUAGAGGCAUUUUCUCAUAAGCUUACAUACAAUUGGACUUCUUUUUGAAACCAGUAGAGUCACCCUCUGCUGGCCAUUAGAAAGAAUGCACCUUUAAGGCACUUUCCCAUUGACUUAGCUUUGUUAACCGAAAGCUACGUCCACUAUUUAUACGGUCUAUGUCUCCAACAAACUGUAACUAUGGUAACAGCAGAGUUUUGUGACGAGCCCUGGUAACCAUGGUAACCACAGAGUUCUAUGAUGCUUCAUGGUAACUGUGUUAACAGCAGAGUUCUGGUACCACUGCUAACCACUGAGUUCUGCGACACCGGUCCCUGGUAACCACUGUGGUACUUUGUCGGCCUCGCUGGUCACCCUGCCUGGAUAACUUUUUAAGGACUGGACCUCCAGAUGCUGCAGACUGGACUGGUUCUGACCAAAGACUGCCUCAGCACUGCAUCUUGAUCUUUUUACGAGCAGUUGACUUUUGUGCGAUGCUGACGCUGAAACAAACUGUAAGUUCAGGCACUUUGUGACGCAGAAACACAGAAAGACAUCAGCGCAGCUACUGAGGUUCUGGUUCUGACGACCAGCUGCUGAAUGUAUCAACGCUUCAUCAGAGGACGAUGAUAUGGCAACAACUCGGAGGACAUGUUUUGUAUUAUUCUUAACAUUUAGGACCAAAUGGGGGAAAACCACAUAUUCACCAGUGGAUGCUGUUCUUUACAAUGUGCCAUUUUUUUCUCCAUUUAAUGUGCAUUUUUCAUUAUAAAGGGGAUUUCUCCAUGAAACAGUUACACCACAUUUUAUCAAUAUUCAUUGGGUUUUAAUGAUUUUUAAUAAUCAUGUGUUUUAACAGCACGCUUAUGUUAAAAUGUCCUCUAAUUGUUUGUUGACAAUGACUCAUCGUUGGAGCAGCAAGUAACAUGAUGACCACUGCCCGUUUAUAAAUCCUUAAACUGUCGAAAGACUUUUGUCAAAAAUGUACUAAAACCUGCUAAUGUGAUGAUAUGGUGAAGGAGUUGUGUGAACUGUGUUAAACUGACAUUUGGCUUUUAUUGAAUUUUGUUCUUUCUGCAUUUUAAUCCACAAAUUCAGAAUAUAACAUUCCAAUGAAUUCGACUGUUGGUGCCACUCCCGCACCGUAACGUAUUGAAAACUGUGGUAACAUUGUAAAGCUUGUGCUUACAUAUUUAAAGUGUUGACUGUUAACGUUACAUUUAUAGUUUUGUGUUUCUUCAUGCUUUUGUGAUUCUUUUCUAAACAUUGUUGCAGGAAGCAGCGAUGACGAGGGCAUUAUGAAACGUUCUCCAAUUACUGAACCACUUUAAAGAUGCCUGUGUGGAAGAAAUAGAUACAGGAAGUGUCAAAUUUAGUAGGAAGUCGAGUUUAAAUUACGGGAAGUUAACAUUUUGACCAGAAACGGGAAUGUCUUAACUUUGACUUGAAAAAAAGAUAUGAACCAAACAAUGACAUUAAUUCACUUAAAAGGGACGCUUCUUAUGAUUGUGAUUAGUAAGUAUUGAGUCACCCUGACAGGUUUUAUUUAAAUAAUUUGUUUUAAUCCUUUUCAUUUCUGGUUCAAUUGGGCUUCCAUACACUUCAAAUAUUGAUCCGGUGAUCAGAUUUCAUAUCUGACACAUGUAGAGUGACACGAUGUCUGUCAGGAUCAGCAGCUGCUGAAGGCUGAGCGACGACUUCUGGUUCAUCUGCAGGUUUGAGUUUGUUGGAAGGGAAGAUUCAGCAUUUCCUGCUUGUACAUAUUAUUUUUAUUUUAACCUGGAAAUGUCUGUUCUGCUUCGGUUUUGUAUAGUUAGACUUUUGUUUAUAUUUCUUUCUCCAUUUUCUAGGAAUGUACUGUUUUAUAGUACUUAAAUGCAGGAAAUAGUAAAAUCCAUCUAAUAAAACAUUUAUGUUCUGA